AUGCUUCCAAUUAUUUUUCUUCUCGCUCUGUCGGCCGCUGGAACCGCCUUCGUCCACCCAGGGGCGCUCCACACAGCACGGGAUUUUGAACGCAUCAACACUCACAUCACAAACGGCGAUGAACCGUGGAACAUCACGUGGAAUCUCUUGACCUCCAGCGAUUUUGCCCAAUCAACUUACCAGCCUAACCCCAAGGUAAUCGUAUACCGAGGCUACGAUGGCGUCAACACAGAAAACUACCCGUCUCUGUAUAAAGACACGGCAGCCGCAUACCAGCUCGCCAUCCGCUGGAAGGUCACAAACAACACGAGCUAUGCAGACGCGGCGAUCAAUAUUUUGAGCUCAUGGGCUGUGACUCUGACGGCAAUCAAUGGUACCAGCGACAAAUUCCUGGCGUCCGGUCUGUAUGGAUACCAGAUGGCUAAUGCGGCCGAGCUGAUGUCGGACUACGCUGGUUGGGACACUAGUAACAAGACUGCCACUGCGACUAUGUUGACUGAUGUUUUUGCUUCGAUGAACAUGCUAUUCAUGGAAGAGCAUAAUGGUAAUGAUUAUUAUCAUUACUAUGCCAACUGGGACCUGUGUAAUCUCGCUUCUCUACUUGCCAUUGGUAUCUUCACCGAUAACCAGACAAUGUACGACUACGCGUUGAACUAUGUCCGUAAUGGGCCUUCAAAUGGUGCUCUUCCUGUUUUUGGGAUUGCGAACUAUACGGAACCCUGCUCGGAGAAAACAUUGACUCAAGGUCAGGAAGCGGGUCGUGAUCAGGGCCAUUCUACCCUGGACAUUGUCCUUCUUGGAGUCAUUGCCCAACAGGCAUACAAUCAGGGCGAUGAUCUGUUCGCUACUUAUGGGAACGAGAUCCUCAACGCAGCUGAAUAUGUCGGAAAAUACAACGUCGGCUACGACGUUCCCUACACUCUGUACGAAAGCUAUCAAGGCAAUCAGACUGUCAUUUCGAAUGGCUCACGUGGAGAUGUCCGUCCUGGGUUCGAGUUGCUCUCUGCCCACUACGGCCAGUUGAAGGGUCUUGACUCGUCAUGGACCGAUGCUUACCGUGACAUGGUCAAUGCGAACAGCACCGAUGGUGUUGAGGGGGGUGGUGGAAACUAUGGUACGACAUCUGGUGGGUUUGAUGGGCUUGGAUUCGGUACCUUGCUUUACAGGCUUUAUUAG
This is a messenger RNA of Penicillium longicatenatum, 1176 nucleotides long. RefSeq lists its product as uncharacterized. The record is from RefSeq and is a predicted model, not a curated record. The coding region runs from base 1 to 1176 and encodes 391 amino acids. The transcript has 2 exons. Gene Ontology annotation, molecular function: lyase activity. Lineage: Eukaryota; Fungi; Ascomycota; Eurotiomycetes; Eurotiales; Aspergillaceae. Gene Ontology annotation, cellular component: periplasmic space.